UGUCUGAGGCGGGACCCUCUGAAAACCCCUGGCCCGCCCGGCCCGUGCGCACCACUCCAGCUGCAGCCCGUGCCGCGCACGCUUAGUAUCCAGCCCGCCUAGACGCUCCCCACAGCCACCACAGGCAUUCGGAAUGGCCAACAGGGGACCUGCGUAUGGCCUGAGCCGGGAGGUACAACAGAAGAUUGAGAAACAGUAUGACGCUGACCUGGAGCAGAUCCUGAUCCAGUGGAUCACCACCCAGUGCCGCAAGGAUGUGGGCCGGCCCCAGCCUGGGCGUGAGAACUUCCAGAACUGGCUCAAGGAUGGCACGGUGCUGUGUGAGCUCAUCAACGGGCUGUACCCCGAGGGGCAGGCCCCGGUGAAGAAGAUCCAGGCCUCCACCAUGGCCUUCAAGCAGAUGGAGCAGAUCUCUCAGUUCCUGCAGGCAGCUGAGCGCUACGGCAUCAACACCACCGACAUCUUCCAAACUGUGGAUCUCUGGGAAGGAAAGAACAUGGCCUGCGUUCAGCGGACAUUGAUGAACCUGGGUGGGCUGGCAGUGGCCCGGGACGACGGGCUCUUCUCUGGGGACCCCAACUGGUUUCCCAAGAAAUCCAAGGAGAACCCUCGGAACUUCUCAGACAACCAGCUGCAAGAGGGCAAGAAUGUGAUUGGGUUACAGAUGGGCACCAACCGCGGGGCAUCUCAGGCAGGCAUGACUGGCUACGGGAUGCCACGCCAGAUCCUCUGAUCCUGCCUCGCCCCUGCCUGCCCUCCCACGAAUGGUUAAUAUAUAUGUAUAUAUGUUUUAGCAGUGACAUUCCCAGAGAGUCCCGUGAAGCUCUCAAGCUCCCCUCGGCCGGGGCGGGCAUCCAAGCUCUCCUGUCACCUGUGGGGGUGCCUAAUGGAACCUUCCCCCUGCGCUUACUAAUACAUUCCUUCCCCACACCCAUCAAAACUGGACCAACUUCUCCCCUGGGACCAACAUUUGUGGGGCUCUUAGCCCUCCACUCCCUACCACGCCUGUGCUCUUUCUGUCUGGCCUCUCCUGAGCCUGAGUGCUGAGCCUGUCCUUGGCGCAGAGUCAGGGAUGCUGCCUUCUGGACUGGUGUUGGGCUGGCCUUCCUUCCACCAGUAUGCCUGUCCCACAGCUGUGACUGUAGGGACUUAAUUUAUAGGGAGGAGCCUGUGGUGACUGCCACUCCAGCCACAGCUGGACUGUGCUCACCACCCAUCUGGGGCAGCCUUCCCUGUCAGAGGCCCUCUUGGUUUCUCAUUUUCCAUUCCCCUUGCUGUGGCUAAGGGAUAGGGUGGAGGGGACAGAAGGGGAGGGCUGCCCACUAUGAUCUGGGGCUUGAGGAAUAUGAAUUUGCUGACUUAAAUAAAGAAUCAUGGUCUUUUUUGGAUGGA
Molecule: messenger RNA, 1392 nt
Organism: Chinchilla lanigera (long-tailed chinchilla)
Lineage: Eukaryota; Metazoa; Chordata; Mammalia; Rodentia; Chinchillidae
Gene: Tagln2
Product: transgelin 2
Exons: 5
Coding region: 134-733 (199 amino acids)
Molecular function (GO): protein binding
Source: RefSeq, a predicted model, not a curated record